This is a messenger RNA of Ilex paraguariensis (yerba mate), 450 nucleotides long. NCBI's taxonomy places the organism in Eukaryota, Viridiplantae, Streptophyta, Magnoliopsida, Aquifoliales, Aquifoliaceae. The record is from the annotation of a GenBank genome assembly.
AUGAUCCUUGAGGGUUAUUUUGUCUUCUCUCCAGAAUUCUUUAAGAAGAAGACUCCCUGUUACCUCACAGAAGUUUUGAAAGAAUACAGCAAAGGUGAUUCAAGAUAUGCAGCAAAAGAAUCUGGAAUUGUUGCUGUUGAAGGAAUCACUGCUGUUUUAGAGGGUCCAGCUAGUCUUCUAGCAGCGUAUGCUAUUGCCACAAAAAAGCCAUAUAGCUGCUUACUUCAAGCAGCUAUUUCUCUGGCACAGCUUUAUGGAACUGCUGUAUAUUUCAUUACUUCUUACUUGGAUGGGAAUGACUUUGCUGCAAGCUUGUAUUAUUAUUAUCCAUACUACAUCAUAGCAAAUUCUUUUUGGGUUGUAAUACCCACACUUGUCGUAAUCCGCUGCUGGGAGAAGACAUGUGCAGCAUUCCAGAUUCAAGAUCAGAAAAAGACCAAAAUUCGUUGA